Messenger RNA from Procambarus clarkii (red swamp crayfish), 861 nucleotides. The record is from RefSeq and is a predicted model, not a curated record. Lineage: Eukaryota; Metazoa; Arthropoda; Malacostraca; Decapoda; Cambaridae.
AUGGCUGUGUACCAUUGGUUUAAUGAUUUCUUCGACGCGGCACUACUGCCACCGCCACCAGAUGAUCCACCUCCACCUGAUCCACCUCCACACAGUAUUCCAUUACUACCGCAGAGUAUACCACCUCCACCUCCUCCAGAAGGAGCCGAAUAUCGUCCUCCACCACCACCUCCACCUCCUCCAGAAGGUGCCGAAUAUCGUCCUCCACCGCCACCUCCACCUCCGCCGCCUCCAGAAGGUGCCGAAUAUCGUCCUCCGCUACCGCCUCCACCUCCACCUCCUCCAGAAGGUGCCGAAUAUCGUCCUCCACCGCCACCCCCACCUCCUCCGCCUCCAGAAGGUGCCGAAUAUCGUCCUCCACCACCGCCUCCACCUCCUCCAGAAGGUGCCGAAUAUCGUCCUCCACCACCGCCUCCACCUCCUCCAGAAGGUGCCGAAUAUCGUCCUCCACCACCGCCUCCACCUCCUCCAGAAGGCGCCGAAUAUCGUCCUCCACCACCGCCUCCACCUCCACCUCCUCCAGAAGGUGCCGAAUAUCGUCCUCCACCACCGCCUCCUCCUCCACCUCCACCUCCUCCAGAAGGUGCCGAAUAUCGUCCUCCACCACCGCCUCCACCUCCACCUCCUCCAGAAGGUGCCGAAUAUCGUCCUCCACCACCGCCUCCUCCUCCACCUCCGCCGCCUCCAGAAGGUGCCGAAUAUCGUCCUCCACCACCGCCUCCUCCUCCACCUCCACCUCCUCCAGAAGGUGCCGAAUAUCGUCCUCCACCACCGCCUCCACCUCCUCCAGAAGGUGCCGAGUAUCGUCCUCCACCACCGCCUCCUCCUCCACCUCCACCUCCUCCAGAAGGUGCCGAAUAA